Rotaria sp. Silwood2 is the source of this 573-nucleotide messenger RNA. Lineage: Eukaryota; Metazoa; Rotifera; Eurotatoria; Philodinida; Philodinidae. The record is from the annotation of a GenBank genome assembly.
AUGAAUGUGUCUGUCCCUCUUCCUCAUUCCAAAUAUCAAGCAUUAUCAUUAUCACCUGUAACUAUUGAUGAUGCUUCUGAAAUGGUUGUUCUUCUCAAUGAUGAAGAGACUGUCAAAUAUCUUAUUGGUCCUCCAUAUCCAGUAUCGAUCGAACAAAUCAAAGAUUACAUAUCUUCUCGUCCUUCAAUUAAUGGUUAUUGUCUAGCAUGGGCGAUUCGUCAUAAUGGAAGACUAAUUGGUGAGGUAGGCCUAGAGUUUAAACAAGCUCCUCAAACGUACGAAUUGGGAUAUUAUUUAUCUCGGCAUUAUUGGAACAAUGGUAUUACCAGUUUGGCGACCAAGACUUAUUUGAACGUGAUGAUGAAGCGAAUUACUAUCGGAGAGGAUAUCACAAUUAUAGCAGGAUAUAUUAUUGACAACUUUGCGAGUGGAAAGAUUUUGAAAAAAUGUGAAUUUAUAGAAGUGGGACAUGAAGAGAAGAUGAAGAAUGGACAUAAAUUACAAGGUGUCAAAAUGAUGCGUAUCAUCACAGAAAAAGAGCAAAUGGUUGAUCUUGACAGUUCAAGCUAUUAG